AUGGGAGACGCUGAGCCUGAAGAUGGGACGAUGAUGCCACCUUUCCCAGAGGAUGAUCCCGAUGACUCUGAUGACGAGAACAUUAGCAGCACUACAGCUAGAGCCACCACCUGCACCAAAGCUAGCAAUGCUGCUACUGCUACCGCUGCCACCAAGCCUAGCAGUGCUGCUACUGCUAGUGCUGCCACCAAGGCUAGCAGUGCUGCUAGCGCUGCCACUAAGCCAACUAGGAAACCUCUGGGAAACAUUGGCAAUGCCCCCAAACAGGCCAAAGUCCCCAAGAAGAGGACACAGACCUGCAAGAAACCGGCUCCAAAGAAUGCUAAGCGGUCAAAACGGACGAACCAGGACAAGACGAGUGAAGAUGCCUUAGCAAAGCAGGCCAAACAGGCAACGCAUCUCCAAGUGGAAGAUGACAUCUCCAGGCUUAGUGAAUGGGAUAAGGAAGACGCUGAGCCUGAAGAAGGGACGAUGACGCCUUUCCCAGAGGAUGAUCCCGAAACGUGGCCCGGGGGCGACGCUGAUGACGAGAACAUUAGCAGCACUACAGCUAGAGCCACCAAGCCUAGCAGUACUGUUAGCGCUGCCACCAAGCCUAGCAGUACUGUUAGCGCUGCCACCAAGCCUAGCAGUACUGUUAGCACUGCCACCAAGCCUAGCAGUACCUGUUAGCACUGCCACCAAGUCUAGCAGUACUGUUAGCGCUGCCACCAAGCCUAGCAGUACUGUUAGCGCUGCCAACAAGCCUAGCAGUACUGUUAGCGCUGCCAACAAGCCUAGCAGUACUGUAAGUGCUUGCACC
This is a messenger RNA of Branchiostoma floridae (Florida lancelet), 802 nucleotides long. RefSeq names its product salivary glue protein Sgs-3-like. The coding region runs from base 1 to 672 and encodes 223 amino acids. The transcript has 5 exons. Lineage: Eukaryota; Metazoa; Chordata; Leptocardii; Amphioxiformes; Branchiostomatidae. The record is from RefSeq and is a predicted model, not a curated record.